GUCAAAUAUCCUCCUAUGUAUUCCAUACAUAAAUAUUACGACUCAAUUGUUUUUCAAUAUCAAAAAGUAAUUGUCAUGGAAACAAAUUGCUAUUACGUAAACCCCGUCAUCGAGUGAGACUGGUACACACAAUUAUAUAAUAUAACAAAUAAAACCGGUUCAGUCCGUGUUAGUCAGUCAAUUUAAUAACGUUGCUCGUCUCGUUCUCAUUUGACUUAACAAACAGCACGUGCGUUACAGAGGCUGGUGCGCGAGCGCGCAUGUGGGCAACAAAACUCACAAGAGUCACUGACAGACUGUUGCACAGCUCAGCUGGUCUGAGGAGGAAACGUCCCGCUCUUAUCGCAAUAGUUCAAGAAACCGUCUUCGGAUCGCAGCAGACACCGCCGAUGUUCACCACUUUAGCCGUUUUAACCGUGGGAAUGAACAACAGCUCAACCGUUUGUGACCGGGUAUGCUGGGUUCAGUGGUGCGUGUAUGUGCCCAUUCUGGUCGCCGGUUUCCCUUUGAACCUGGCAGCUCUGUGGCAGCUCCUCCUCCGUGUUCGACGUUGGAACGAAUCCACGGUCUACCUCGCCAACCUGAUGAUAAACGACAGCUUGCUGAUGUUCUCCCUGCCCUUUAAGAUGCACGCGUACGGUAGAGACUGGACCCUCGGUCGUCCCUUCUGCUCCUGGCUGGAGAGCCUGGUCUACGUCAACAUCUACGGCAGCAUCAUGUUGAGCGUAUGCAUUGCUGUUGACCGCUACAUUGGCCUACAGUUUCCAUUUGCCGCCCGCUGUCUGCGAUCCCCACGCAAGGCAUGUCUUGUGUGUCUGGCCGUUUGGAUCUGCGUCUUUGCCAGCAGUUUUCCUAUAUACACGCUUCACGAUAAGGGCAACAACAUUACCCACUGUUUUCAGACGUUUUCCCAAGGCACAUGGCGGAAAAGUGGGAUCGUAGUUGCCAUGGAGACUGUGUUUUGCAGCAGUGCCGUGGUGAUGGUGUUCUGUUCCGUGCGCGUGAUGCAGAUCUUGAGGGAUAUGAGGGAACGCAACCCGGGCGAUCCCAAACUGCGCAACAACAAAAGCGUAAAGAUCGUCCUCAGCAACCUGGUGGUGUUCCUCAUAUGCUUCAUCCCUUACCACAUAGCAGCGCCAAUGUACUUUAAGGCCAAGCUUGAUUACCAAGAGCCAAAUAACCAGUACGUCAAUCAGCUGCGCUACUUCAUUCAUAUAAGCAUUUGUAUAAGCAGUGUGAAUUGCUUGGCAGAUGGGGCAUGCUACUAUUUCAUUCUGAAGGAGAACCUGGAGUCCGCUCAGCGAGAGAGAAGAAUGGCCAUACGUGUCAGAGACACACGGAUACGAGAGCCAAAGACCCGGACGAAAAGUGCAGAGUCAAAACUUGGAGACUCACGUUACAGUAUGUCAAAAGCUACGGAGAUGGAAAUAUGUGUGGAUACAGGUUUUACGUAAACACUUGCAGAAAACCUCAGCGGGCAAAGAAACAAAUGCAAGGGUGAUAACGCCCAUGGUGACAGCAAGGAGGACAGAACAGGCAGUGAGAUACACAGACAUGAAUGGAAACGGAGGCAGAUAUAGAGCACUGUUCACGCAGUGUAGACAGUAUAGAGCGUAAAUGCAUCUAUACUGUAAAGAAGGUUCUUCCAACCAGAGUUGUUUGAUAGGUUGCACAAAAAAUGUGCUACAAAAGGUUUUUGUUUAAAAACAACAACAACCGUUUCUUCAAAGGUUCUGUAAGGAAAAAGAUCUAUCCAAAGAUCCUUUUGUGCAUUCUCUAAACACAUUAAGUGUAAAGCAACGUAAGUGUACGUUGACAACAAAACUAGAAAGUGCAUUUUUUUAGAUGUUUCACGUAGACUACAGAUGACAAUGUUGUCAAAACCCUGCACAUAACACAAAUAAAAAGGCUAAAUCGUGAUGUGUUAUGCAUGCCAAGACAAUAGUUGGCAAUGUCACUCUUUCUUUUUUUUGUUUAGAUGGACUAUCACUGGAUUGUUUUCAAAAACGUGCACUUGAAAUGUGAAAAGUUGCGGAAGGACAGUUUUGUUUUGUUAUUAACUUCUAAACUGGAAAAAAUAUACCCAUGAAAAUGGUGUUGUGUAAACUGCCAAUACAUUUGUAGUUAUGUUCCUAUGUUUGUUUAGUCUAAUGUCAAACUGUCACCUGUUUAAAAGAACUAAGUGUUAUUUUAUUAUCCUUUACAGUCACUCUAAAUCCCAUGAAAUGUGAAAGAACUGGUUAAUGGUAUUACUUUCUUUAGGUAAAAUACAUCUGAACACAGGCUGUGAAGUUAAGGGUGAAAUGCUUUUUAAAAAAAAAGUUUUAUACUUUGACAAAACUAAAAACUGUUCUAGACUUACAAGCAUGACGCUUAAUAACCACCAUGAUGGUAGAAAGAGAAAGUCAUGUCCUGUGUUAUCUGGUAGGGUUUUAUCUCAUCUCAAAACAAUUUGUGCAUGACACUCUUUUAGCCAAGUGUUGUUUGAACUAAUAUUUUACAUGUGCAGUUUAUUUUAUUUUUCAUUUAUUUAUUGUAUAUGAUCAGAGAUGUUGUCUGAUCAAUUAAUGUCUUCAAUUAAGACACCUCAACUGGCUUAUUCACAUCAUAUAUAUCAUUUUGGAAGACGUAAACAACACCGGUCCAGAAGCACAUGGUGUUUUAGUUUUUAACACUACACAAAUGUUAGAACCAGGGCAAUGCUUGCGUACAUUUUGCAAAAAGGGAAGGUUAAUAUUUUUGAUGAAAGAUUAUAAAUGAAAAAUGACCUGCACUGAUGAAUAAUUUAUAAUAAACACAUAUUCUAUAAGUAC
Molecule: messenger RNA, 2813 nt
Organism: Triplophysa dalaica
Lineage: Eukaryota; Metazoa; Chordata; Actinopteri; Cypriniformes; Nemacheilidae
Gene: gpr55a
Product: G protein-coupled receptor 55a
Exons: 2
Coding region: 261-1454 (397 amino acids)
Biological process (GO): phospholipase C-activating G protein-coupled receptor signaling pathway; positive regulation of Rho protein signal transduction
Cellular component (GO): membrane
Molecular function (GO): bradykinin receptor activity
Source: RefSeq, a predicted model, not a curated record